CAGCAGCCAUUUUGUCUGUUCGGGCAAGUCUACCCUGACGGUAACGAACUGCAGUUCCACCCUAGAAAACAAAUUGAAAUGUUGUUGUGAUUUUUCUGUUUUAUGUUACCCUCUAUUUAUACGACGCAUAAAAUUUCUGUCUCAAUUAUACGAGUCCGAAGAGGGCCCUCCUCUGAAAAUUGGCGUGAGAACCGCGGUUCAGCUGAGACAUGUCGUGUGAAGAAAGCUACUUGGCCAUCAUACGUUAUCUGACUGAUGAAAGGGAGCCAUAUGCGCCGGGGACGCCCGGCAACACCAAGAGAAAAAUACGCAAAGCAGCUAUUUGUUAUGUUGUGCGGAACGGGACUUUGUUUUAUCAGCGUCGCCUGAAGGGUCUGAAUGAUUUUACUGAGCUGGAGGUGAUCCUGCAGGACGGCCGCAGGAAGGAACUUAUCAACCAGGCGCACAUUACCGAAGGAGGGGAGCACCUGAACCAGCAACUCACCUGGGAGACCAUCUCACAGAAGUACUGGUGGAGAGGUAUCCUGAAGCAUGUCAAAGACCACAUCAGAGAGUGUGGACCGUGUCAGAGCAGGCGGGGUUCUGAUGACGGUUCUGGAUCUCGACUGUUGGGCCGACCAGGGAGACGCAGGACUGCUAACAUGAAUGAUGACGAUUAUGAGGAAGAGGAGGAAGAGGGAGACGAUGGUUUAUUCUUCAGUGAUGCAUUCUCCAGAUCAAAAUUUGCCAAAACAGCAGCCAAGCACGAGGUUGUCUUUGUGGACAGCAAAGGAGAGGUGAAUCAGUUCCUGCCCAAACACAGCCAAACCAUUUUGGACAAACUGAACCAGCAGCGUCUCAGUAAUCAGUUCUGUGACAUCACGCUGCUGAUCGAAGGAGAGGAGUACCGUGCACAUAAAGCUGUUCUGGCGGCAUGCAGUGAAUACUUCAAGGAGCUGUUCUUUGAGAAAGGCGCCGUGUCCACACAUGAGGCUGUGGUCGACCUCUCUGGUUUUACCAAAGCCAGCUUCAUGCCGCUGCUGGAUUUUGCGUACACCUCCAGGCUUACCUUUAAUUUCUGUAUAAUGGCUGAUAUCGCCAACCUGGCCCGGCAUCUGCUGAUGACAGAGGUCCUUCACCUCUGUGAGUCUGUGCAUAAACAGGUGGAGGAGCAGAAGCUGACGGUGUACCAAAGGGGAGACGUGCACACAGUGGUGUCGAGCCAACCGGUUGUUCAGGACGGCUCAAAAGAGGACUCUGGUACGUACAUGGUGACUAUAGAGAGCGACGGCAGAGCGGUGGUCACACAGGGCGCCGUGGCUGUGACUGGUGAACAGCUGGCAUUUGUGUCGCCUCCGGACAUGGAGCAGCCAAUGGCUGUCGUUGCCCAGACCGUGGAGGAUGGUGGACAGGUUGAAGAGGCCCGACCAAGUGAAACUGUGACACUGAUCACUCACGGCGGUCAGACUGAACCAGGAGAGACAGUGACUCUGAUCUCACGCAGUACAGAAGGACUGGAGGAGGAGACCAUGACGGUGGUCACCCACAGUGGACAGGCCGGGGCCAGCGAGUCCCUCGCUGUGGUGUCGGCCUGCCUGGCAAUGGAGCAGCCGCAGGUCACUGAGGUCACCGAGGCCUUUGUGAUCAGUGUGGAUCCGGACAAAGUGAGUCCUCCAGAGGUCGUCAAAGGGGACUCUAAUGUAGCAGCGUCCAGUGAGGAUGACAAUGCACAGCGACAGAAGGAAGAGUCAGCAGCCGCCCAGUCCACACCCACACCCCAGAAACGGAAAAGAGGGCGUCCGGCCAAGGUGAAGAAGGAGGUGGUGGAGGAGUUCAUGCCAUUGGAGGAAGACCCCUCUGUAGAUGAAGGCCAUGUGGACAGCCUGGAAAUGACAUCAGAUGAUCCCUCUAAAAGACGACUGCGGCAGCGCUCCAUCGCUGAAGGAGGUUAUGCUCGCCUGCACAUGGGGCUGGAAGACGAAGAGGAGGCGAAGAAAGGCUUGAUCCCUCCACGGGCGAUCACCCCCAAGGUACAUAAGAGGGGCCGACCACCAAAGCAGCUUAUGGAGAAUCCUGGAGAAGGAUCGUCUAUAUCUGAGUCUGUGGCCGAUCCAGAGGCCAUCAUAAUGGAGACUGUGAUAGUUGGAGAACCCGGUCCAGAGGAGGCUGGGACCACUGUAGCAGGACCUGAAUCUGGUCCCAAAGCAGAGCGGACUGCUGUGGAUGGAGAGCACACCUGCUCUGAGUGCGGCAUGUCCUUCCCGAGGCGUUACUCUCUCAUCAUGCACACGUUGAAACAUGAGAAGGCUCGUGGAUACAAAUGCCAUCUGUGUAGUAAAGAGUUUCAGUACGCCGCCUCUCUGCGCGCCCAUCUGGCCCGACACAAACAGCAGAGCAGCCAACGCGCCCCCCUCGCCAAACCUUCAUCGGACCAGAGCGCUGACAGUAAAGGGGACAGCGAUAUGGACGAAAAGACUCUGUCACCACUCACCAAAAGAGAAUUUGUGUGCGACAUAUGCGGCAAGACUUUACCAAAGCUCUACUCCCUACGUAUUCACAUGCUGAACCACACCGGCGUCCGACCACACUCCUGCAAAGUCUGUGGCAAAACGUUUGCACAUAAACACAGUCUGAAGAUGCACCGAGCGCUGCACGACGUCACAAAGCAGUUCCAAUGUGAAUACUGCAAGAAGACCUUUGUGAGCAAGAGGAGCAUGGAGGAGCACACGAGCCUUCACACAGGUGAGUCCAAGUAUCUUUGUAACACAUGUGGAGCUACGUUUCACCGAGCCUCUGCUUUAAGCAAACACCUGAAGAAGCACCAGCCCAAACCUGACGUCCGCCCGUUUCCCUGUGCACACUGUGAUAAGAGGUUCUACGAAGCCAAAGAUCUGCAGCAGCACAUGAACAAGCACAUGGGCCUGAAGCCGUUCCAGUGUCAGGUGUGUGGGAAGUGUUACAGCUGGAAGAAAGACUGGUACUCCCACGUCAAGUCGCACAGCGUGGCCGAGCCUUACAAGUGCAACGUGUGUGGGAAGGAGUUCUUCGAGAAGGCGCUGUUCAGGAGACACGUCAAGAAGGCCACGCACGGGAAGAAAGGCCGAGUCAAGCAGAACCUGGAGAGAGAGUGUGAGCAGUGUGGGAGGAAGUUCACUCAGCUGAGGGAGUACAGACGCCAUGUCAACAACCACCAGGGAGUGAAGCCGUUCGAGUGUCUGACGUGCGGCGUGGCCUGGGCCGACGCCCGAUCCCUGAAGCGUCACGUGCGAACCCACACGGGGGAGCGUCCGUACGUGUGCCCGAUGUGUCAGGAGGCGCACAUUGACGCCCGCACGCUACGCAAACACAUGGCCAAGUACCACGUGGACAACCUGCCCGGGAAGAUCAUGCUGGAGAAGGACACGCUGCAGUUCCACAACCAGGGCACGCAGGUGGAGCACGCCGUCAGCAUCCUGGCCUCAGACCUGCCCCCUGAGCUGAGACCGCCCCAGCAGCCGCCCUCAGAGGAGAUCGAGACGGUGCUGAUCACCGAGGAGACGGUGGAGGCCAUGCAGGCGGUGGAGGCGGUGGAGGCGGUGCAGGCCGUCCAGGGGGUGAGCGACGGCUCCGUGUCCACGCUGUCGGACCAGGGCAUCAUGCAGGUCGUGAACUACGUCCUGGCCCAGCAAGCUCUGACGGGCACCAAACUGGAGGAAGCCCCCGAGGUGAUCCAGACCAUGGAGGUGGAGGUCGCUCAUGUGGCGGAGGUCGAGUAGCAGCGGUCACGAGGGCAGUCUGUAGAAAAUGUAACGCAAUGUAAAAAGACCAAUAUUUUUCUGUAUUUGUACAUAAUGUGAGUCUCUAAGACCAGAACUGUGUGUGCUUUUCUUUUUGUUUUGAAAACAUACAGUCACAUGUAAAUAGUUAUACAGAAACAAAACAAAUGUAUAAAAUCUGACACUCAGGAUAAAUAAAGAGAGGACUUAAAACAACACUU
Sphaeramia orbicularis (orbiculate cardinalfish) is the source of this 3955-nucleotide messenger RNA. It is a transcript of the gene zbtb11, whose product is annotated as zinc finger and BTB domain containing 11. The transcript is spliced from 10 exons. The record is from RefSeq and is a predicted model, not a curated record. Gene Ontology annotation, biological process: regulation of transcription by RNA polymerase II. Gene Ontology annotation, molecular function: DNA binding; DNA-binding transcription factor activity, RNA polymerase II-specific; protein binding. NCBI's taxonomy places the organism in Eukaryota, Metazoa, Chordata, Actinopteri, Kurtiformes, Apogonidae. The coding region runs from base 210 to 3734 and encodes 1174 amino acids. Gene Ontology annotation, cellular component: nucleus.